UGUGGAAGACUACAAUCCCACUGGCGCCGGUGUCGCUGUCUUUGGCUCAGUUUCUGUCGACGUGGGAAAAGCGGUCCAAGAGCAAACAACACGCAAAUCUAUGGGUGUAUGCGCUUGAGAUGAUCCGAGUGUCAUGCAAGAGGACGCGUAUUUCUGAAAACAAAUUCCAGCAUGUGGCUCAAACCCGAAGAGGUGCUUCUUAAAAACGCGCUGAAAUUAUGGGUGACGGAGAAAUCCAACGAUUACUUCGUGCUGCAGCGCAGACGCGGAUCCGGAGAGGACAGCGGGGGAUUGACAGGCCUGCUGGUCGGAACUUUGGACACAGUUUUUGACUCUACAGCCAAAGUUGCUCCGUUUCGCAUUUUACACCAGACGCCUGACUCUCAGGUUUACUGGAUUAUCGCCUGUGGAGCAUCUUUAGAGGAGAUCUCACAGCACUGGGACUGGCUUCAGCAGAACAUCAUCAGAACUCUCUCUGUGUUUGACUCUGGUGAAGACAUCACCAGUUUUGUCCAGGGAAAGAUAAGGGGUCUGAUAGCAGAGGAGGGCACAUCCGCAGAUGACGAGGAAGAUCCCGAACGCUUCCGGGAGGCAGUGCUGCGCUUUGAACGUCUGUUUGUUUUGCCUCAGAAAGAGAAGCUUGUGACGUAUUUCUCUUGCAGCUACUGGAGAGGACGAGUGCCAAACCAGGGCUGGAUCUACCUCAGCACCAACUUCCUGUGUUUCUACUCCUAUAUGCUGGGAAAUGAGGUGAAACGAGUGUAUCCCUGGGAUGAAGUGAGCCGUCUGGAACGUACGUCAAGCGUGAUGUUGACAGAGAGCAUCCGUGUGCGUGUGCGUGGAGAGGAUCAUUUCUUUUCAAUGCUCCUGAGACUCCAGCAGACUUAUCUGAUCAUGCAGCAGCUGGCCGACUACGCCAUUGUGCGGUUCUUCGAUAAAGAAACAUUUAAUGCUGAGCAUCCACUAGCCAACCCCCUUCACAUCACGCAAAGGGCUCUGGAAAUACAUGCACGGAAUCAGUCAUUCCGAGCUUUUUUCCGGUUGCCACAGGAGGAAAACCUUUGUGAAGUGUACGAGAGUUUCCUCUGGGUUCCAUUCAGCCACGUCAAUGCGCUUGGAAAAAUCUGUGUCUCUGAGAACUAUCUGUGCUUUGCAAGCCAGGAUGGGUCUCAGUGCCAUCUCAUAAUACCUCUAUGGGAGGUGUUUAGUGUGGAGCUGCCAGACCGCAGUAGCCGUGCCCUGACUGUGUGUCUGCGUGGGAAGAGAGCUUUGCGUUUUUCUGAGGUUCGGGAUUUUGAGCGUCUUGCUGCCACCAUCCGCAGAAAGUGUGUCACAGCAGGAAGCCCCCAGCAUUGUAUCAGUAAUCCGGAUGAGGAGGGUGUGAUGGUGGGGCAAAGUCAAGCUGUCAGCACUGAAGCUCUCAUGAACGUCUUUCAUCCACACGAUGCGGAAAACCUUGACCCCAAAAUGCUGAAGGAGCGAAUGAAGGAGCAGUCGUGGCAGAUCCACUUUGCUGAAUAUGGCCGUGGAACCGGAAUGUUUUGCACCAAAAAAACACGUGAUCUCAUUGUACGAGGAGUUCCAGAGACUCUCAGAGGAGAACUGUGGAUGCUCUUUUCAGGUGCAGUGCAUGACAUGACCUCUCACCCUGGGUACUAUGGACGCCUGCUGGAGGAGUGCAUGGGCAGCAGCUCACUCGCAUGUGAUGAGAUUGAGAGAGAUCUGCAUCGCUCUCUCCCAGAACACCCAGCAUUCCAGAGUGACACAGGAAUCUCGGCACUUCGCCGCGUCCUGACUGCCUAUGCUCACCGCAACCCCAAAAUCGGCUACUGCCAGGCGAUGAAUAUCCUGACGUCGGUGUUGUUGCUGUAUGCUAAAGAGGAAGAGGCCUUCUGGCUGCUGGUUGCUGUGUGUGAACGAAUGCUCCCAGACUACUUCAAUCGCAGAAUUAUUGGUGCAUUGGUGGACCAAGCCGUGUUCGAGGAACUGAUCCGUGAGCAUCUAACCCAGCUGACCGAACACAUGACAGACCUGUCGUUCUUCUCCUCAGUGUCGUUGUCAUGGUUCCUGACUCUCUUUAUCAGUGUACUGCCAAUUGAAAGUGCCGUGAAUGUUGUCGAUUGCUUCUUUUAUGAUGGAAUCAAAGCCAUUCUGCAGCUUGGCCUUGCUGUGCUCGACUACAAUAUGGACAAUCUGCUUUGUUGCCAUGACGACGCAGAAGCCGUCACGGUCCUCAACAGGUUUUUUGACAAUGUCACAAAUAAAGACAGUCCUCUACCAGCUACCGUGCAGCAGGCAUCUGCAACAACCAAUGACAAAUCAGUACAAAAGGUUGACAUUUGUGAUCUCAUCAAAGAGGCGUACGAGAAAUAUGGAGACAUUCGAACAGAGGAAGUGGAAAACAUGCGAAAGAAGAACAAGCUUUAUGUCAUUCAGACAUUAGAGGACACAACAAAACAAAAUGUAUUGCGUGUUGUUGCUCAAGGUGUGAAGUUCAGUGCUGCUCAGCUGGAUGAGCUCUACUUGCUUUUUAAGAGGCAGCACUUUGUGAGCUGUUACUGGUCAGUGUGCAGUCCUUCCCUGCAGAACCAUGACCCAAGCCUUCCUUAUCUGGACCAGUAUCAGCUGGAUCAGUCCCAGUUUAGUUGCCUGUUUAACCUCCUGCUGCCAUGGACCACACAUAUGCAUGCAUGCUCGCUGGCAAGAUCAGCCUUUCAUAUUCUGGACGAGAAUGGAGAUGGACUUGUGAACUUUAAAGAAUUCAUAUGCGGUCUGGAUAUCUUAUACAACCGAUCAUUCACAGAAAAACUAAAACUUCUCUUCAAACUACACCUUCAACCAGGGACCCAGGAGUGUAAGAUUUUACCGUCGUCUAGAUUUUUUCCUCCAGCUGAAGAUCACUCUUUCUCCACUCAUCUUUCUGACUCUGCAGAGGAUGGAGUGAUCAGAAAAUGUCCAGAGAGAGGUCGUGCUAAAGUAGAUCUGCAAGAAUAUCUGAAACAGUGGCAGGAAGACUUGCAGCGGAGAGAUGAGAAUAUUAAAGACCUGCCCAGAAUUAAUCAGGUGCAGUUUAUUCGUUUGACGAAGACUCUGUAUGGUGUGUUCCACGGUGAUGAGGAGGAGGAGAGUCUGUACCGUGCCGUGGCGCGAGUGACCAGUCUUCUGUUGCGCAUGGAGGAGGUGGGGCGGAAGCUACAGCAGGGCAGCCCGCAGAAAACACCCCAAAAUACACCCACCAGCACGGCUGAGACAGAGACCUCCCCAACAUUACCCACCAGCCCUGAGGCCGAGACCCUCUCUGAGGGUGAAGGCACCCAGGACCACACUGAGUCUCUGGUCAGUCAACAGGAAACCGCCCCGUCCCGCUCUGACAUUACCCCAAACUCAACCUCGCGCCCUUCUACGCCCACCAGCAGUCCAACCGGAACCAGCAGCCCUGUGUUGGACACGCCAACAGACAUUCCCAGCUCACCCUCCACGGUCAGAGAUGGGGACUGGAGUUUCUCCUUUGAGCAGAUUCUCGCAUCUCUCCUGAAUGAACCGUCUGUCGUUCGCUUCUUCGAACGGGCUGUUGACACAAACGCUCUGAUCGCACACGCACGUAAAAACCAGCUUAAAGACGCACACUAAAACACUAUUCGGAGCAAUCACAGCAAAACACUGCCCUACAAGCCAUAAGCCCUUCCUCCUCUCUUUCUCUUUCUCUGUGCAACCUCUACAGGUCAGUGUUUGUGAAACACUUAUAUGUCUGUUAAAUAUGAGGAAAUCGUUUCAUUUAUAUAUAAAUGCACAUAUGCAGGUCAAAGGGACAAAAAAAGAUUUGAGGUAUAAAAUGAUUCAGAUUGUAUAAUGUGAGGAAAGAAGUAAAACGGGUAUGAGGUUAUUUAAUGUCAAAUAAAUGAUUAGUGUUAUUAGAUUUUAUUCAUGUGUUAUGGAUAGGUGAUAUAAUAUAGAUGAAGGUAUUAUGAUGUAUUAUAGAGAACUGAAUGAGGUGUUCUACUCUAAAUGAUCAUAUAAAUGGCACCUGUGAUUUGGGAUGAUGGCAUGAAAAGGCUUUGCCUUCUUUAUUUGUUACCUCAGAAUAUUCCUCCAGCUCUCAUUCCCAGCCUGACCUAAUUCACGUAAGCACAUGUAAAACCACAAAAGGUAGGAUAAUUCUAAGGGAAAUCAAAGUGCUAUGCUGUUGAACUGCUUUGUUCAAAAUAUCUCAGUCCAUUAAACAUGUCACCUGGCAUUACUUACCCUACUAAAAUGCUCUUUGAAAUCAAAUUGUUGUUCUUUUUGUAGAGGUUUGAUUAGGAUAUCUCAAAAUUGGGCUAAUGCCAAUCAGGAGGCAGAGUUGAGUCGGCAUCAUAUCCAUCGCAUUGAAGGUCUGUAUUAGGAAUCCAGAUCAUAUAGCCGUUUAAUUCGGAUUCACUGAAUGUGUUUGUGUCUACAAACCGGAAUCUGUGGUUUAUGCCUUAUUAGUUUUUGAUUCAGGUAUUCACGGAUACGAAUAUCACAAGUGCUUCCAUUUAACGAAACCUAUUUCAUCUUUCCUCUUAUUGAUUUGUAAACAUUUAUCGCAACCAUUUAUAAGAUUUGAUUCCAAAUAAUGCACAUUUUGUCAUAAAACAAGGAUAUUUUCUGCCAUUAUUUUCUCAUACAGCACAUACUGAAAUGCUUUAGCAAGAAAAAUAUGUACAACUAUUGCGCUGUAAAUUAUAUGCAAAGUGAAUAAGUAAUUUUUCUGUCAGAGUUCGUGUAAUCAAACCUGUAAGAAAAACUAAGUGAUGAGUCCACCAAUCGUACGUAAAAUAUGUUGUAUGAUGCUUAAAAUGGACCAAUGAAUAUGCAGAAUUGUUCUUAGUUUUCAGCUUUGUGUAAAUGUUGAGAGCUUGUGAUGAAUGCAAAAAGGGAAGUUGAUAUUUUGUGGUUAUUCUGUUUAAAGCUAUGUCAGGUCUGUACCAUCUAAACAGGUUUUUCGUUCCAUGUUUAAUGAAGUAAUUAAGUUCUUCUAAAGCUAAAAGGCGCCCAAGAGAAGGAAGCCAUAGUGCGUAUUUUGUAUUUGUUUGGUUGUUUGUCUAAGAAAAAUGCUUUUUUGUUUUGCUUUCUUGCGCACAAACCUUCAAUUCUAUAGUAAAACCUCUCUGGACAUUGCAGAUGAAGUUGAAUUGAAAGCUAAAUUAUUAGUGUUCCAUCUUCCUGUUCAUAUUCAUGUAUUGCGGGGUAAAAGUGUGGUCGUUUUGAUUAGAUUUUUUUUCUUUGUUACAAACUGUGCCUCAUAAACUCUGUCACAUAGUGAAAAUUGAAUGAUAAAAUAAAAUGUAUGAAGAAAACAUC
Molecule: messenger RNA, 5322 nt
Organism: Pimephales promelas (fathead minnow)
Lineage: Eukaryota; Metazoa; Chordata; Actinopteri; Cypriniformes; Leuciscidae
Gene: tbc1d8b
Product: TBC1 domain family member 8B
Molecular function (GO): calcium ion binding
Source: RefSeq, a predicted model, not a curated record